AUGUCCCCUCCCGAAGCUCCACCGAAGGAUACACCCAUCCCGACAUAUCUUAUCGAUUUGUCACUGCCGCCUGCAGAACGAUAUGUAGAACUCGCGACAAAAUUUGCUCCAGAAAUGAGAGCUUUAACUUCAUUAUUGGACGAAGUUCUACAACUGGUAAUCCCAUGGCUAUGGUUACGGAAAGUCAUCGAGUGGCUCGCUUCGAUUUUCCUACGUCGUGUCCACUCUGUAGAGGAGACCGAGGAGCUAAGAGGCAUUUCCGCGGCGUGCGGGGUAGACUUGUACUUCCUUAUUUCAUUGAAUGUGCUUCUGGAUUCUUUGUUGGGUUGUACAAGUGACGGUGCAAUGACUUCGUUGGGUCGAAAAGGGGAACGUGGAAAGAGGAUGAUGCAUUUCAGAACGCUUGACUGGGGAAUGGACCCGCUGCGAAAUGUGCUAGUCAGCUUAGAAUUCGUGAGGUCCAAGAGUGACGAUCCAGAAAAGAUUAUCGGGAGAUCAAUCACAUAUGCUGGCUUCGUCGGAAUGUUGACUGGUGUCAGGAAGGACCUGUCUGUUUCAUUGAACUUUCGGCCUACCCAUGCUUGCUCAACAGUGGCCCUACGAAAGCACCAGCUUCUUGUCCUGCUUGGAUUCCGACCUUCCGUCUGCUCAUUUAUCCGCAAUAUGAUUAUACCUAGCGAGGUCGAGCAACAAGCAAAUCCUGUCUCUCUUGAAUCCCAAGUGGCGAAAACCGCAAAACGCAGAUGUCCGCCGUGUUAUCUUAUUCUCAGCGAUGGGACAAGCACUGCAGUGAUAGAGCGUGAUCUUUACACUGCCGAAGUCCGAAUUGACAAGGAAUUCAUAGUAAUCACCAACAAUGAUACCAAGCCCUCCGAUCCAGAUAACCCUUCUGAAAGCAAGUCCAAAAAGGAGAAGAGCUCGCUUGUACUGGAUAUGGAGUCAUGGAUCGAAGAGAGUGAGGAACGGAGAGUCUGUGUGUGGAAGAAAUGGAAUAGUGUGAAGAGACGUCAGGAAAAGAGGCUACUCAAAGGAGGUGCGUUCCAAAAGGACGUAGCAUUACAUGGCUGGGCGAGCGUGAGAGAGGAGACAUUGAGAAACUGGCUACGGGCAUACCCGGUGAUGAACGAGUGCACUCACUUCAUGUGCAUCAUGGAUGCACAAGAAGGCACGGUCAGAUCUCUAGAGAGGGGGUUUGUGAUCGAAGACAGCACAGGAGAUAGCUCCGGAGAGGACUUACCUUGA
Molecule: messenger RNA, 1242 nt
Organism: Cadophora gregata
Lineage: Eukaryota; Fungi; Ascomycota; Leotiomycetes; Helotiales; Ploettnerulaceae
Exons: 2
Coding region: 1-1242 (413 amino acids)
Molecular function (GO): hydrolase activity, acting on carbon-nitrogen (but not peptide) bonds
Source: RefSeq, a predicted model, not a curated record